Molecule: messenger RNA, 1032 nt
Organism: Argentina anserina (silverweed cinquefoil)
Lineage: Eukaryota; Viridiplantae; Streptophyta; Magnoliopsida; Rosales; Rosaceae
Product: nucleosome assembly protein 1;1-like
Biological process (GO): nucleosome assembly
Cellular component (GO): nucleus; chromatin
Molecular function (GO): chromatin binding; histone binding
Source: RefSeq, a predicted model, not a curated record
AUGACAACAAUUGAGUGCAAGAGGAAAACAGUUUCCUUCAACGUUCCCGAUCCAUAUCCCGGCGGCGCAUCAAAAAAGUUGAUAACCGAGCAGGAGCAGGUCCGGGAGCUUCCUAAACCCAUCCUUCCUGAUUUGUUCGACGACGGGUUCGACUGGGAUAGUCAUAAAAAGUACCGUAUUUACUACGAGUACUGGAAACCUUCCUAUAAAUUUUCCUUGAACAUUAAGGCACGCCAAAUCGAUUUGAAGCGCUUACAACUGAAAUUUCAAAAAGAGGAAAAGAUAUUUAAAGAGGAGAAACAGAAAUGGGUCGACGAGUACUGGAAGAAUCAGUCUGGCCGCAGCCAGGAUGAGUUGAAAAAGAACUUGUUUGCAGAGAAAUCUAAAUGGGAAGCACAAUACGAGAAGGAUCACUUUGAGCCCUUCUAUGAAGUGAGAUGCGAUAUUGUUAAUGGAGGAGGAUAUUCAAAACCGAUUACAAAAGAGGGACUGGCUGGCUUCUGGGUUACUGCGCUCCAGGCAAAUCAGGUUGCUGCUAGGAAGGUGUCAGACCGUGAUGUCCCGGCUCUCUGUCAUCUCAGUGAUAUUAGGUGUCACAGGAUACCAGAUCCGAGAGGAUUCAAGCUUGAAUUUGUCUUUCGUGAUACUCCUUUCUUUAAAAAUGUAGUCCUUUAAACUUUUGAGGUGACUAGUGAUAACACCUUUGUGGUGCUGAAAUCAAAUGGGACGGAUAUUGAAUGGCAUGACGAUCAAUGCCUGACAGAAAAACUUCUUGAUGUAAGCAUGCACAAAUCUGAGUCUGUCAGAGCUAUAGAGAAGUGCCAAAGCUUCUUCAACUUCUUCGAAACAGUAACUUAUAAAGGGGUUUUUACCUUUGACGAAGAAGCUGAUGAACUCAAAGUCCCACUCAAAGGAGGGCCGCUACCAAUGGAUUAUAUGAUUGGCAUUGCUAUUCGAAAGCAAAUCAUUCCUCAUGCAUUGUCGUGGUACAUGGCUGAACGAGAGCUGCUUGAACGAGAGUUGUAUAUGUGA